Anarrhichthys ocellatus (wolf-eel) is the source of this 990-nucleotide messenger RNA. RefSeq names its product glutathione S-transferase 3-like. Bases 106 to 771 code for a protein of 221 amino acids. NCBI's taxonomy places the organism in Eukaryota, Metazoa, Chordata, Actinopteri, Perciformes, Anarhichadidae. Gene Ontology annotation, biological process: glutathione metabolic process. The record is from RefSeq and is a predicted model, not a curated record. The transcript is spliced from 7 exons. Gene Ontology annotation, molecular function: glutathione transferase activity.
UUUCCUUCGACAAUAGGACUUAACCGUAUCUUUGACUGCUCACAGCAUCGUUGGCAGUGCACACAGUUUUUAGAUACUAAAUAUCACACGUCCAACACUAAAGCCAUGGCUGGAAAAGUUGUGCUGCACUACUUCAAUGGGAGAGGGAAAAUGGAGUCAAUCCGUUGGCUUUUGACUGUUGCAGAAGUCGAGUUUGAUGAGGUUUAUCUGACAACUCGUGAGCAGUAUGAAAAACUCCUGAGUGAUGGAGAUCUCAUGUUUGAACAGGUUCCUCUGGUGGAAAUUGAUGGCAUGAAGCUGAUUCAGUCAAAAGCAAUCUUGAAUUACAUCGCAGAGAAGUACAGUCUUCAUGGAAAGGAUCUCAAAGACCGAGUCGCGAUCAACAUGUACUCAGAGGGACUGAUGGAUCUCAUGGAAAUGAUAAUGAUGUUGGCCUUCACUGCAGAUACAAAGGCACAACUGGAUACCAUUCAAACUAAAGCAACAAAACGCUACCUUCCUGUGUUCGAAAAGGCGCUGAAUGGGCCCAGCUACCUGGUGGGAAGUAAGAUAAGCUGUGCAGAUGUGCAGCUGCUUGAAUGCACCCUGAUGUUGGAGGAGAAGUUUCCUGAAAUCCUCGCAAAGUUUCCCAACAUCAAGUCUUUCCAGGGCAGGAUGAGCGAAAUUCCCACCAUCAAAAAGUUCCUGCAGCCAGGCAGCAAGAGGAAGCACCAGCCUGAUGAAACCUAUGUGAAGACCAUCAAGGUGGUGUUCAACCUACCGACGAAGUAAACUUUGCACAUUCCUCACACGGGCAGUGUGAAUGAUUCAUUAUCCAAGCUCAGCAUGUGCUACAUUCGGAUCAAGUAUGUGCUGGUUUGUGUUUAGAAUACUAAUACACCAUCCAUUGGAACUCUAAUUAGCUGGAAUAUAUGUAAUCAUUUUUUCACUACAAGUGAUUCAAUGUAAAGGUUCUACUAAAUAAAUGAUUAAUUUCUGAGGAACAUUUGA